This is a messenger RNA of Lycium barbarum (goji berry), 1454 nucleotides long. RefSeq lists its product as uncharacterized. The transcript is spliced from 2 exons. Gene Ontology annotation, biological process: protein ubiquitination. The record is from RefSeq and is a predicted model, not a curated record. Bases 116 to 1225 code for a protein of 369 amino acids. Gene Ontology annotation, molecular function: ubiquitin protein ligase activity. Gene Ontology annotation, cellular component: cytoplasm. NCBI's taxonomy places the organism in Eukaryota, Viridiplantae, Streptophyta, Magnoliopsida, Solanales, Solanaceae.
AAAAGACGGCAAAAAUCCCGUAACUGAUUUAUUUAUACGAACAAGCAAACAACUGAAUUUGAACUGAAAAUUCUCCACUUUUUAUUUCUUUUUCUCAUUCUUGUUUUCCAAUUCAAUGCUUAGCCAUCAAAGUUUCCACAUUCAGACAACAAACAACUACAACUACGUUAGCGUUUCCGACAACGAUGAUGAGGUUGACCCCACAACCUUUUUUAUUCCCUCAUUUGAUGAUUUUGACCCGGGCCCCGAUUCCGGAUCCGAUCGACCCGCAAACCCUAAUUCCCCUUUCAAUUGCAAUGAAGAUCAAAUGGACUACGCAACCGAUUUGUUCGAUACCCGAAAUGAAGAUGUUACGGAUCAUCCCCAUGUUGUUCACAGCAAUUACAGUGCUAGGGUUUUGCCAGAGGGUGAAGAAGUAGAAUUCGGGUCUGAAGUUGAUGGGCUUCGGGUCGUAGGGGUAGAAUCCGAGUCCGAUUCAGAAGACAUGGAGGUAAAUUCGGGGGUUGUUCACCAAAUUGGUGAUCCCAGUGUGCCGGAUUUAUGGAGCUGUUUUCAGGUACAGGUAGCAAAUGGGCGGGUCAAAUUGGGUCUGAGAUGGGUUGAUGAUGAGGAUGAAGAUUUCGAGUGGGAAGAAGUUGACAGGGUUGAAAGGAGAGACAAUGUGAGUUAUCUGAUUGGUCGAAUGGAAGAAAUUUCAGUUUCUUCUGAUAUUUCUUCUAUAGAAGGAAAUUCGGGUUUGGGUGAUGGUGGAGAAGAGGAGCAGGUGAGGAAUUUAGAAUGGGAAUUUCUCGUGGCGGUUAAUAGUCUCGAAAGGACCCUUGAAUUGCACAAUGCUGUUAUAAUUGAAGAUGAUUUUGUGUUUGACAAUGUUGACUUUGUUGGAAGCGAAGAGAGGUUAAAAGGUAGUCCACCAGCAGCUAAAUCUGUACUGGAAAAUCUUCUUUUGGUGGUCGUGAGUGAUGAAGAUUUGAAAGCAAGCAAUGUAGCUUGUGCAGUUUGCAAAGAUGAGAUUUUGUUGACGGAGAAGGUGACUAGGUUGCCUUGUUCUCACUAUUACCAUUGUGAUUGUAUUGUGCCAUGGCUAAGUGUCCGUAAUACAUGUCCUGUUUGUCGCCACGAGUUGCCCACGGAUGAUGCUGAUUAUGAGAGGGAAAAUGGAAGGGGUGCUGGUCCUGCACUUAUUAAUGAUUUUCAGGUUAGAUACAACUUUGAACCUGUGCUCUGACACUGUAAUUUCUGUACUCUUGACAGAGAGAGUAUAAAUCCCGUUUUAGCUGAGCAUGUUGAAACAGUUUUCAUAUCAUUUUCCUUUUUCUUCCUUACAGUUUAGUUUUGGUAGAAUAUAUGUAAAGUUGCCAACUUUUGUCUAUGAGUAUCACAUGGACAGCUAGUUUGAUUACCGUUGAAAAAUAGUGAAAAACUCUUAAUCUUAGAAUAUUCAAAGGUUAGUACUA